AUGAGCUGGAAUGACCCCGACAAUCUCCGGAUCAUUGCUGGAAAGUCCUUGAACAGCCAGCUUGUCACCGCUUCAGCAGCCACGGGUAAUCUCAAGGCUGAUCUGGUCACUGUGGUCGACUUUGACGACGAAGCCACGAUCAUCUACCCCCUGGGUGACCCUGCUGGUGCUGACAGCUCAUUCGAUACCAUCGAUAGCGACGGAGGUACAUGGAUCGCUGAUGAGCUCACGAAGCCCGGGAACGAUCCCACAGCGGACCGCUCCGGCAUUGUCGUACUCACCGACGGUGAAGACUACGACACUGUUACGCUGAUCGACAAUGUCAAGAAAGCCGGCGACGCUGGAAUUCGAGUAAGCUUCGGCUUCCUCGCACCCCCCGAGUCCUUCUUCGAGCCCGAUCUUCUUCAAACCAUUCUCAAGACCGGUGGAACGUACAGCUCGUUCGCUACUGCUGAUGCAAUCCAAUCGUUCCUCUUCUUGAUGCUGUCCAACGGCCUGACAGCAUCUGACCACAGUGCGACAGCUGAACAGGCUUUGCUUCCAGGGAUAACAGUCGCAAAGCUGAGCGGCAACCAGGCCGUAGCAUUCACAUACGCUGCACAGGCUUCUGAGGACUUGAUCUUCACAUUCGAGUCGCUGUCAUCGCAGGUGCUUGAUGGAGAGCUCAAAGAUGGCUCUGGCAAGUCGCUUGGCUCAAAUACCACGGAUGGCAUCACACCAGCGUCUAUUGCCUACACAGCUCAGAGCGCCGGUGACCUUACAUUCGAGGUCAAGUCCACCGUCGCGGACGAGGGGGUCUUCCAAGUCUCGCUCAAUUCGUCACUUGGUAUCUCAGGAUGCAAUUUGACAGAUACACCAAGCCCGACUAACAACACCAACGGAACCACGACUGGUUACCCGACUCCUACUCCCACGUCGACGGGUCCACCCUUCGUCACUGCUGCGGCGGCCAAGAUUGUUGGGGCUAGCUUCCCGCUGGUUGGCAUUGCUUUCGCUCUUCUUGCUCUCUAG
This is a messenger RNA of Phaeoacremonium minimum UCRPA7, 1011 nucleotides long. Its product is annotated as putative surface antigen -like protein. Lineage: Eukaryota; Fungi; Ascomycota; Sordariomycetes; Togniniales; Togniniaceae. The record is from RefSeq and is a predicted model, not a curated record. The coding region runs from base 1 to 1011 and encodes 336 amino acids. The transcript is spliced from 2 exons.